CGACUAACAAAAUAAACACAUAAGGCGAGGCGCGCCAUCACCCGUUGUCUCUCUCGUAGUCGUAGCUUCUUUUUUGGGCCCUUACCGUUUCUUUGUUCUUUUCUGUUAAUCAGGCACCUUUGGGUCCCGCAUUUAAAAAUCCCUCCCAACGGAACCCGAAACACCAGAAAACAAAAAUAAAAAACCAUUGCAACCCAAUUCAUUUAUUUAUAUCAGAAAAGAAAUCCACUUUCUGCACUGACUCACUGAAAAACGCCAUUUCCGCUCGAAAUCACGUUUCUCCGAUUUGACUCCGCUAUGACGAGUUUGACUCGGAGUUCACUAUCUCAAUCCGUAGCCAUAUCACUGAUUUCAGGUUUCCGAUCCACCUUCGCUUUCAUUUGCCGACGGUCCUUGCUCCUAGAUCUGAGCCGUUUGUGCAAUUAACGGUGACGGUCAUGUCAAUAGGUAUGCUAAAAAGGUUUCAAGGCUUGCUGCUGAAAUGGAUGCUUAUAUUAUCUUGCCUGGCAUUUAUGAUUGUGGCUGGUGAAAAUGAUAAAACAGUGGAGCCUUUGGCCUUUGCUGUUGUUCACGAUCUACCUAUACCAGCAAGUCUCCAUUUGUCAAAGCAUGUGCUUUCUCAAGGUGCGCCAAUUGAAGCAUCGUCACCAGUCAGUCCACCCUCAUAUGGUCCUUUCUCAAGUACUGGCCAGUCCCCUAAAAGUUCACAUUUAUCUAUACCAUUCAAAAUGAAGAGUGAAAUGAAAGAUCCAAUUCCUGGCUUUAAAUAUAUUGCUCCUGCAGCUGCAGGCCCUUCUGCUUCAACUCAGCCACCAUUGUCUCCUUAUGUAUCCAAUUGUUGUAAACAAGACAUGGUGCUGAAAAGAGCCAGUAAGAGUUGCCACUGUGCAUAUCCCAUAAAGCUAGACCUUUUUCUUUCGAAUGUCUCUCAAAGUCCUAGUUGGAAUGAUUUUCUUAAUGAAUUAGCUGUCCAGCUUGGGUUGCGAAAUACCCAGAUUGAACUGAUAAACUUUUAUGUUCUCAGUGUAUCAACAUUAAAUAUAUCAAUGAAUAUUACUCCACAUAAAGGCAUCAGUUUCUCUGCCAGUGAAGUUUCUAAAAUAAACUCUUCGCUUUCAAUGCAUAAGGUUAAACUAGACCCUCGAUUAGUGGGUGGAUACCAACUUCUCAAUAUAACUUGGUUUGAACCACCAGCGCCUUCACAAGCUCCUAGGUUAGCUGCAUCACCUGUGAAAACCCCUUCGUAUCAUUCACCUACCGCUGUAUCAUCAUCUGGUUCUUCAGGACGGCAUUCAAAUCUGUUUAUUAUUCUUGGAAUUAUUAUUGGCAUAAUCUUUAUUGGUAUCAUAUCUGUCCUUAUAUUCUGUUUAUGUACAUUCCUGCCCAAAGCAAACGCUCCUCCUGGGGAAACUGAAAAGCCAAGGAUAGAGAGUACAGUUUCAGCUGUGGGUUCUCUUCCUCACCCAAGCAGUACACGCUUUAUUGCUUAUGAAGAGCUUAAAGAAGCAACAAACAACUUUGAAACAGCGAGCGUACUUGGAGAAGGAGGGUUUGGAAGAGUUUUUAAAGGUGUCUUGAAUGAUGGUACUCCUGUUGCAAUUAAGAGGCUUACAAGUGGAGGGCAACAGGGUGACAAAGAGUUUUUGGUGGAAGUCGAGAUGCUUAGCCGCUUGCAUCAUCGUAACCUUGUAAAACUAGUGGGAUACUUCAGUAAUCGUGAUUCAUCACAAAAUUUACUUUGCUAUGAGCUUGUUCCCAAUGGAAGUUUGGAGGCUUGGCUUCAUGGUCCCUUGGGAAUUAAUUGUCCUUUGGAUUGGGACACCAGAAUGAAAAUUGCGCUUGAUGCUGCAAGGGGGCUUUCAUACCUGCACGAAGACUCACAGCCAUGUGUAAUACAUAGAGACUUCAAGGCAUCCAACAUAUUGCUAGAGAACAACUUUCACGCCAAGGUUGCAGAUUUUGGUCUUGCUAAGCAAGCACCUGAAGGCAGAUCAAAUUAUUUGUCUACUCGUGUCAUGGGGACAUUUGGGUACGUAGCUCCUGAGUAUGCCAUGACUGGACACCUACUUGUUAAAAGUGAUGUUUAUAGCUAUGGCGUUGUCUUACUGGAACUGCUUACCGGUAGGAAGCCUGUGGAUAUGUCACAGCCAACUGGGCAAGAGAACCUUGUUACUUGGGCUAGGCCAAUCCUUAGAGAUAAGGAUAGGUUGGAAGAGAUUGUUGAUCCAAGUCUCGGGGGAAAGUAUCCUAAAGAAGAUUUUGUACGUGUUUGCACUAUUGCUGCAGCCUGUGUUGCUCCCGAAGCAAACCAGCGACCCACAAUGGGUGAAGUGGUGCAGUCACUUAAAAUGGUGCAGCGCGUCACAGAAUACCAUGAUUCGCUGUUGGCCUCAUCCAAUACUCGAGCCAACCUGAGACAGUCCUCUAGCACUUUUGAAUUUGAUGGAACAUCUUCUGUAUUCUCUUCGGGUCCAUACUCUGGCAUAAGUGCCUUUGAAAACGACAACAUUUCAAGGACUGUGGUUUUCUCUGAAGAUCUUUGUGAAGGACGAUAAAUACUGAGAAAAGGCCAAAAUGUUCGGUUUCCAAUUUUUUUUCAGGCCUUCAAGCUUUCAAUCAAAACUUUUUAACUUCAUGAUUUGGAGCACUUUCAAUUCUACAGCUGGGUUUAAACCUUGAAAAUUUUCAGGAUUUAAGCAUUUUGCUGGUAACAUGAUUGUAGUAACAAAUAUUCUAAUUAGCAGAUUAAUUAUUUAAAGAUUUAGAUAACAGCUUGUAUAAAUAGAACAAAAUUUGCCAAGUAGCUCAGUUUUAUUUAUCUUUUGACCUGAAAAUAUGAAUACUUGUAUUCUUCAGUUUGUUACAGAUUAUUCAUUGCAUUCUUCCA
This is a messenger RNA of Vigna radiata var. radiata (mung bean), 2887 nucleotides long. Its product is annotated as receptor-like serine/threonine-protein kinase ALE2. Gene Ontology annotation, molecular function: protein kinase activity; ATP binding. Lineage: Eukaryota; Viridiplantae; Streptophyta; Magnoliopsida; Fabales; Fabaceae. The record is from RefSeq and is a predicted model, not a curated record. The transcript is spliced from 8 exons. The coding region runs from base 438 to 2555 and encodes 705 amino acids. Gene Ontology annotation, biological process: protein phosphorylation.